Messenger RNA from Colletes gigas, 3132 nucleotides. RefSeq names its product cadherin EGF LAG seven-pass G-type receptor 1-like. Gene Ontology annotation, biological process: G protein-coupled receptor signaling pathway; cell surface receptor signaling pathway. Gene Ontology annotation, molecular function: G protein-coupled receptor activity. The transcript has 8 exons. Bases 625 to 1611 code for a protein of 328 amino acids. Gene Ontology annotation, cellular component: membrane. Lineage: Eukaryota; Metazoa; Arthropoda; Insecta; Hymenoptera; Colletidae. The record is from RefSeq and is a predicted model, not a curated record.
UUUGCCCGAAUCUUUGUUCCUCGUAAUUAAUUGUUCGAGUAUAUGCGCGGCAUGGGAUGCGCAAACGACUUGAGCGCGAACAAAUUUUCUCGCAGUUCAGCGCCGUUGCUCCAUCGGUUCGCAUGUGUCGUUUAUCAUCCGCGUCAUUUUCACGAACAAAAGUGUCGAUGACCACGCGUUUAACACUAUCUCGCUCCUUCGCGUAAGAUUAUUAUUUUCGACGUGUAUCCAUAUCUUAUAAGGCCGGGCAACGUAAAGUUGGUUCGCAGGAACUUUCUUCCACUUUAAAUUAACGCGAGUAUUCAUUUCAUUUUCGUUAGUUUCCUUGCAACGAAUCAUUUUUUCUCGCAAUUGUUUUCCAAUCUACCGGCACCAUCGGUCAAAACAAUAACAAACUAAAUUUUGUUUAUCGUUGUUUCCAUUAUAUCGGUCGAACGUGGAUCGAGUGUAAGAAAAAGAAGACACGCGAUCGCCUUCCACCCAUCGCCAAGCACGUGUUCGUUAGCACGUGGCACCGAAGAAGAUGUGAAACGGUUCACGGUAUCUUAUUGUUCUCGCGGCGACGCGCGUUAUUCGGCAAAUUGACAAUUUCAUUGUUUCUUAUGAUGAGAGCGUAGCAAAGAAAUGGAGACGCUUUACACGGGAGCGAUCCACGGAUUCCCUCGAUCGAACGGCGGCUCCCCUAAUGGAGUUUCCACAGGAAUCGCCAGCUCGUUCGAUCAGGAUGGCGUUUUGAGCCUCAUCGUCGUUCUGGGCGGAAGCUUGUCCCUCGUUGCGCUGGUCUUCGCCUUCAUUACCUACAGCUUGUUUUCGGAUCUACGGAGCCUGGCAGGCACGACCCUUAUGAAUCUCUUGGCAGCCCUUUUCAUGGUUCAACUGCUCUUCAUCGUCGGAGUGGGUGGCGUUCAGGACUCGGAGCUGUGCAUUUCUCUGGGACUGAGCCUACAGUAUCUUCGGAUGACCGUGGUCUGUUGGCUAGCCGCGAUGUGCCAUCACCUUUACGCCACAGUCGCCUCGAUACCGCGUCGCGACGACCCACCGACCUACCUCAAGUACAGCGUCUUCGCCUGGGGUGCACCGUUUCUAAACCUCGGGGUAGCCGUGUGUCUACAGAUCCGCGAAGCGAACGAUAUUUGGAAUAUCGCGGACCUUACGCCUUUCAAUUGCUGGUUUUUGGGUACGAACGCAACAAUUUACGCUUACGGUUUGCCGGUGGUCCUGCUGCUUCUCACAGCGGGCUACUAUCUAAUCAAAGCUGCGAUCGUGUCCAGAUACACCUGCAGCAUGCAAUUGGAGAUCAAGCAACGCGAGAAAAUGAAGAGGAGGAGAGCGCUGCAGCUGAUAUUGUUUUUGAAAAUCAGCAUGAUAGUGGGCCUAGUGGCUGGCUGCGAAGUCGCGUCCAGAGUAUGGAGGAUUUCUUUUCUAUGGGCGGUGUUCUGCACCGGGCAUUCCCUGCAGGGUCUGGCCGUAGCAUUGUCCGUCGCGUGCAACUGCAGGGUUUUGAAAGUCUACGCAAGGAAAUCCUACAGACAGCCAAAGCAGCAGGUGAGCCUUCGACACGAGCAAAAAUUAAUUCGAAGACAUAGAAAGAAAAAUGUCUUUGUUCGUUGAAUAAUCGUUGGUUUUACAGAUAGCGCGAUCGAGUAGCAGCAUGCAGCUGCUCGCCCCCGCGCCCGAUCCAGUGUAGAUCGACAGAAUUUCAGAGGAACUUUCACACCGGAAGGCCCGGAAAACGAAGGGUCGCCCAUCCAAGGAUUUCAACUAUUUUUUCACCAACCACUAUAUUUUGCGAUCUCUUCGACAAAAAGACAUCGAGCUACGAUCUGAGAGAUACCUGAACACGCUCGAGGCUAAAUUACUGCAAUUCCCGUCGUUUCCCGUGCAAUUCUCGAUCGAAACUACUUACAUCCCGGCGGAUCGCAAACUAUAGAUCCCGGAAAUGUUUGCGGUUGAAAACGAAUAUCUCGGACGUAGAAAUCGAGGAACGACGAUUUAAUUUCAAUUAGCUUUCCUCGUUGCGGUCAGGGGUUACGAAGGCUUUCCCGCGGAAAGUGAACCAGAAACUCGAGAUAGUCGUGUCAACAUAUCAUCGCUAAUAUCACGACCUUUGUAUUUUUUAUGCAUCGAACGCCGCGACGCCUGAAUCGUCGUUCGUUUGGAUUCGCGUCAAGCCAAAGUGAAGAAUCGAUCGUACGAGAAAUUUUCGACAUAUCCCGGCGUUUCCUGUCGCGCGCACAGUGGAUCGUUUCCAAUUACGCGAUGCCUGUCGCCGGUGGUUCGUUCAUUUUUAUUGCUUUCCAUUUCGCCCUUUGCUUCCCAGUGAAAGUUACGGUAUAAAAAUGUCCGUGUAUCGUCCGACAGUCGAACCGUUCACCGGUGCCAUCGAAUGCUGAACUUCAAGCCGAGAACGAAACAAUAUUUUCUCCUAACGACACCCCUUCCUCGCUCGUUACCAGCAUAGAUAGACAAGGGAGGAAGGAGGACGCUCGAAACCCAACUAAAUUUCCAUUUUUAUACUCUAUUCUUGCAUAAGCAUUCGUUCAUUCUACGAAUAUUAGCAACUUAUUCCGAAAAUUUGAUUUCAAGUUAUCUUUCUCGUAGAGUACAUAUUUUGUAUCGUCGAUGUGUUGUAAACGUAUUGGAGACAGCGUUAAAGCGUACAGGAAGAACUUGCACGGUCCAAUUAUUUCGUAAUUUGUUUCCAAGGUGCCACGAAAUCGACUAUUAUUUUAAUCGAAACAAUAAUUAAUCGUACGCGAGGGCAAGCGAAGCUUUGAUUACCGAUCGCCGAACAGAGGGACGAUAAUUACGGUCGUUCGACGGGCAAAAGGCGAUAGCCGUUAUUAGGAAAACCGCGAAGAUAAUCGAGAGACAGAAACGGGAGCGAUGAAUAUCGAUCUAGCGUGAAAGGAAUCCCGUAGAACGACGCGCGUUGUAUUCGCACGCGUUCCCCGCGGUUUUGCGGCCGGCAUUCCCCUGCGAUGCAAUUAACACUCGGUAAUUACCUAUGCGAUCGUACUAGUACACGUAACCACAGCCACUCUGUAAAUGUAAGCGCAUUGUAAUUACGACGAAAUAAAUAUUUUGAAGCCCUUCCUACAGAAGUCACUUCGAGCUCCGUUUCUAUCCCAU